UCCUCUGCUUCCUGCCAUGGCCCUGGGCUUCAUGGUCCUGCUCCUGGUGGGCUCAGUGGGGACAGCUUCCGGGGCUCAGCCCGUGCUGACCCAGCCAUCCUCCGUGUUGGUGCUGCCUGGGCAGACUGCUCGGCUGUCCUGCACCCUGAGCCCCCAGUACAACAUCAGCGAGUUCGGCAUCUCCUGGUACCAGCAGCGCCCGGGGCACUCCCUGAGGUAUCUGCUCUAUUACAACUCCGAGGAAGACAAGCACAAGCCCGCCAAGAUUCCUGACCGCUUCUCUGCUAUCAAAGACCUCGCCAGCAAUGCCUGCAUCCUCAUCAUCACAUCCACCUGUAAUGAAGACAACGGCAACUAUUACUGCUCCCUGUCACGUGCCUUCAACUGGUUUUAGAAUCGGGGAACAAAAGCUUUCUGCAUUUUCCCUUGCAACCCUGACGCAAAGCCCCCAACAGGGAGAACAGCAGCCCUAGGAGGAAUGGAAAAAGACCCUCUUGCAUGCUUGAGCAAGCCCAGCGGCACUGUGUUGUGCUGUGAGGUGCAACAACUUCCUCCUCGAGCCCAAGCAUCCCCCAUGGAGCAUUAGACAGCCUGACAUGGUGCGAGUCCCGCCAGGGCUCAGCCCAGGAACGCACAGGAGCAGGGAUCUCCUGCUGCGGUGGGAGGAUGGAGCGCUCCGCCGUGGCCUGGCUUUCCUGGGCUCUUCCAGCACUUGGCACA
This is a messenger RNA of Pygoscelis adeliae (Adelie penguin), 720 nucleotides long. RefSeq names its product pre-B lymphocyte 3 (gene VPREB3). Gene Ontology annotation, biological process: immunoglobulin production; immune response. The coding region runs from base 17 to 394 and encodes 125 amino acids. The record is from RefSeq and is a predicted model, not a curated record. The transcript has 2 exons. NCBI's taxonomy places the organism in Eukaryota, Metazoa, Chordata, Aves, Sphenisciformes, Spheniscidae.